Cyprinodon tularosa is the source of this 1449-nucleotide messenger RNA. RefSeq names its product coiled-coil domain containing 65 (gene drc2). The transcript has 6 exons. Lineage: Eukaryota; Metazoa; Chordata; Actinopteri; Cyprinodontiformes; Cyprinodontidae. Gene Ontology annotation, biological process: axonemal dynein complex assembly; regulation of cilium movement; cilium-dependent cell motility. The record is from RefSeq and is a predicted model, not a curated record. The coding region runs from base 474 to 1202 and encodes 242 amino acids. Gene Ontology annotation, cellular component: axonemal dynein complex; axoneme.
ACCUGCUCAUAGACCCAAUAGGAUUUAUUUUCAACAUGACUUUAACGUCGUCUUUUUAAUUUAGUUUUUAGAACCCUUUCCGUUGGUCGAAAUCAUCCGAGGGUGUUCACCCUACGAAAAAACAGAGGAUUGGAAAUGUUCUGCAUUUUUAUUACCCGAAAAGGCCGCCAGAGGGCGCUAUGUACGACGUAGACGUUUAGGCAAAAAAAAAAAAAAAAGCCAUUUGUAUUAUUUCAGGCUGUCCAGCUUCUCGUUACCAUGGAUACAGAGAAGCGGCAUUCCAGUUUCAAACGUUUUGGAUAAGUUUCAUAACAAAGCGCGGAUUUCUUGAAGCAAGAAGUCUCCAUAGUCAGUUUUUACUUGACAACUGAAGUUAACCACAGUUAGCUAAUUUAAUUCUUCUUCUAUCGGUCAAUUAGAAACGUCCAGCUCAGACCCAGAAGGUUAUUGCUGCUGUAACAGGAGGAGGAAUUAUGCUGAGUAAAUCUGCAACGGUGAAGGAGGUGGAGACACAGCUGCGGCAGAGUGCUCUCGUUGAGAUGGAUGUGGCGAGGAAGAGACAGGAGACGCUAUCACUGUAUCUCAAGGACAAGUUUCAGGAGGAUCAGAAGAACACUGCCGAGAACCUCCAGAAGCUGAAUGAAAGCUUCAAACAGAGCAUGAGUCUGACUCAAGGCAGCGAGCUGUUGGAAGGCAUGAGGGCUCUGAAGCAUGGGAACGAGAAGCGCCUGGAAGAGAUGGACUUCAUCAUCCAGAACUUGGUGGGGGAGCUGCAGGAGGCAGAUCGUCACAUCGAAGAUAUACAGCGCAGUCACCUGCAGCACAUUGAGCCUCUUUUGGAUCAGCACAAGAGGAUGCUGAUGAAACUGGAGCAGGAGAGGGAGAGCAACCUACAUGACAUCAGCUCUAAGUUCAGCUCAGAGAAGGAGAGGAUGUUGGCUACCCUCCAGCAGCAGAACCAGGCCCUGGUGGACCUUCUUGACGAGCCCAUGGGUAUUUCUGAAACCAACAAGGAGUCUGAUGAUUACAGAUGGAUUCAGAGUCAACUGGGUUCUUCUGGUAAGAUAUUCACCAUGGCAGGAGAACCAGCAGCUGCAGGUCAUGGUGGAUCAGAAGGGAAGAAAAAGAAAAAAAGGGCCUGUAGGGACACCCCACUCUGCUCCUGGCCCUCCAGGUUCCAUUCUCCCCCAUUCAGGAGAUAGAGACACAAAAAGCUAACCAGCUGUGUUAUUUGCUCGUCUGACCAGUUUUUACAGUUACAGUUGAUUUAAUAAAAGUUUUUAACACCAUAGAGCAUAGUAUUUUCUUAUUUAUGUCAUUAGACAAACUAGAGAAGUAUGACUUUAGAAGCCCUGCACCUGCAUAGCUGAUGAGUUAUCUGAAAAAUAGAUGACACCCCUCUAUAUUGUUCAGGGGAAAACUUGCACCAGCUUAUCAGUGAUAUAAAGA